CUGAGGGGGGCUGAAGCCAUGGGGUUCGCAAAUAUCAUCCUGCACCUCUGGGCCUGGAUAUUCAUGCUAUGGAGUGUUGCUAAUAUCUCCAUCGCAGUGUCACCUGUAGAAAUUCCAGAUUCCUCUUGCUCAGGCCCCCAAGGGACAGAAUUUAUCACAGUCUUCAUGCAGAAUCACUUACCAAGUUAUGGUGGUAAAGACUUCAGGUUGUUCAUCACUGGCUACACCCCGGGGACGUUAGUCACCAUUUCCGUGAACAAAGCAGGUAUUAGGUUCAAUGUCAGGGCAAAUCUGGGAGAGACAACAUGGAUACAAAUCCCAGAAUUCGUGGGGCUGGCAGGAAGCAAAAUAUUUGACCACACGGUCAUCAUCCGUGCUGACCAUGAGAUCUCCAUCCUCGCUCUGAACUAUAAAACAUAUACAGCUGAUACCACUGUAGUGUACCCUGUGGAGAAGCUCGGGACAGAGUACUAUGUGGUGACUCCAGUGGGGAAUCCAGAUGGUCUUGAUAAGCAAUUUGCUGUAGUAGCCUGGAAGGAUCCCACCAUUGUAGAAGUUUACCUCAAAGGGGCUGUAACUUUCCAAGGAGAAACCUACAGAGCAGGAACAAAACUGGUCAUCUCACUUGGAGCUUACCAGGCCGUCCAGCUGCAAAGCCGUGAUGACUUAUCCGCACACCAAAUGUGA
This is a messenger RNA of Mauremys mutica (yellowpond turtle), 687 nucleotides long. Its product is annotated as IgGFc-binding protein-like. Lineage: Eukaryota; Metazoa; Chordata; Testudines; Geoemydidae. The record is from RefSeq and is a predicted model, not a curated record. The transcript is spliced from 4 exons. Bases 19 to 687 code for a protein of 222 amino acids.